AAGGAGUGAAAAUCGAUCGCUCGUGCCGUGGUGGUAGCGUCGUUCCUGUUCGCCGUUGUUCGCUGCCGAACUUGCGUUUUCUUCUGUUCUGCACAGGGUGCCGCAAUCCUGUUUAGAUCCGUCAAAAUGGUGAAGAUGGAGCAUGAUGUGAGUACUCGCCUCGCCGAAAUCGCCGUUCCGCUAUCGCGGAACGCUCGACGUCAGAAGCCUCGCUUUUCGUUACGACGCUCGUAUUCCAUAACGCCUCGGGAUGGCAAAAACGAGCCGGAACAUGUUAGAAAACUGUUCAUCGGCGGUUUGGAUUAUAGAACAACAGAUGAUUCGCUCAAGAAGCACUUUGAGCAAUGGGGAGAGAUCGUAGACGUGGUAGUUAUGAAAGAUCCCAAGACAAAGCGUUCAAGAGGUUUUGGUUUCAUCACCUAUUCUCGAGCUCACAUGGUGGAUGAUGCUCAGAAUGCAAGGCCUCACAGAGUAGAUGGCAGAGUGGUUGAGCCUAAGCGAGCAGUCCCUAGGCAAGAGAUAGGCCGGCCAGAAGCUGGAGCCACCGUGAAGAAACUCUUUGUAGGUGGUUUAAAGGACGAUCAUGAAGAGGAAGAUUUGAGGCAAUAUUUUCAGAGCUAUGGUAGCAUAAAUUCGAUCAGUAUUGUAACAGAUAAGGAGACUGGCAAGAAACGCGGCUUCGGCUUCGUCGAAUUCGAUGACUACGAUCCCGUCGAUAAGAUCUGUUUGCAGCGUAAUCAUCAAAUUCGUGGCAAGCACGUUGACGUCAAAAAGGCUUUAAGUAGAGCAGAAAUGGCGUCAGCUUCUGGAGGUGGCGGUGGCGGUGGCGGCGGCAGCCGUGGUGGCCAAGGUGUAGGUGGCCGGGGACCCCGUGGUAGCAACCAGGGCGGCGGUAGCUGGGGAGGACGCGGCAGCGGUGGCGGCGGUGGUGACUGGAACAAUGGUGGUAAUCAAGGUGGAUACGGCGGAGGUAAUCAAGGAGGUUGGGGUGGUAAUGGACCUUGGGAGAAUCAGAAUCAAGGAGGAGGCUGGAAUCAAGGCGGACAAGGCGGCUACAACAGUGGUGGUAACUGGAGCAACGACAACUUUGGUGGCGGUUAUCAACAGGGAUACGGGGGUGGCCCAGUGCGCAACAACUUCAACUCGGGCGGCAGACCAGCUCCAUACGGUAUUAAUUCGGGUCCUAGUGGACGUCAAUCCGGAGAUUCAAGAUGGUUACCGCCUUUCAGCGGACAAGGUCCAAUGGGUGGCGGAAAUUCCGGCGGCGGCGGUGGUGGAUACGGUAACCAAGGUGGUUACGGCGGUAAUUCUCUCGGAGGUGGAAACAUGGGUGGCGGUGGUGGUGGAGGCGGCGGUGGAAGGAGAUAUUAAGAAACCCACCAUUAAGCAUAUCGCUGACUUUUCUCGCUGGUGAAGCUACUACUCCUACUACUACUACUUGUCUUCUAGUCGCCAGUACUUCUGUACUGUUUAGUAUCGGAGCAGGCAGGCAGGCUAUCAGGCUAGAGAGACAAGUCAACGAACAGGCAGAAACUCAGAAACAGUCAGGAAGUCGGUCAGGCAGGCAGGACAAUCAGGCUACAGGACAGAGACAGAGAAAAAAAGUCAUCAGUUAGUUCGUAGUGGGAGGCUUAUACGCAUAUUCUUUUCUAAUUUUGCGUCCAGUUUCUCCCUUUCUCCACUCAUUGUAAAGAUUCGUAUUGUUUGUUCAAAUGUAUUUUUACGUCCUUUACGAGGAUCUGCGCGCAAAUAUUCAGUAGACAGGGAAUUCAUUCAUAUAUACAGGAAGAUAAUUUAUAAUAGGAAAAAAAGAAGCAAGAGAUAUAUAUAUAUAGUGUGUGCAUGUAGCGAUAAAAACGGCAAAAGAAGAAUUCGUCAGCGUUUUUUGUAGGAACUAACUAGGUAUAAAUAAUAGGAAAUAAACUAGUUUACGAAGCUGUAUGAUUGUUUAAGCACUAGUUGGCUUAAAUAAAAGAAACCUUUUCUUUAUUAUGUCUUAAUUUUGCGACGCGAGGUCAGUAGGCUAUAAGGCUCGGACUAAACUACUGCGAAGGGUCAGAAUGUAUGUCGGGUAAACCAUCUAACAUCGACCGGAAUAUCUUUCUCGUGCAACUUCGAAGUUUCGAAUACGUUGUGAAACAAAGGCAAAAUGUAUAUAAAAUACAGUUCUUUAGAAAUCACUUGAAUUUAUAAAACAGACAUAAUGUAUAUAAGAUGCAGUUAUACAUUGCCAUAUAAGCUUCUCUUAUAACCUUUUUUUCUUCGAAGCUGCAUAAUAAAAUUAUUCAAGGUAGUAACAAUUAGAUUAGGAUCAUUUUGUACACGUUGAAGGAACAAAGUGUAGGAUUUGUACGGUAGAUGAAAGAAAGGAAACGAAUGAAAAGGAAGAAAUAGAUGUAUUGUCGACUGUGUAGUCAAUGAAAAAUGAAAAGAAAAAAAAUACUACCGAUACCUCGAGGCGUGUCAAUGUUGAAAUAUGUAUUCGCAGUAUUUAAUAAUUAUUUGUAUAGAGCGAAAACCCUAUUCCAAUUUUCUGUAGUAUUUUUUUUUCAUCGCGAAAAAUGUUGCAAACGACUUAUAAGUUCUUUUCGUAUUCCAAUCGUUGCGAACAUUUAUCAUGAACAAUACUCUAGAUAGUAAUAGACUAUCAAUUAUUUUGAACGAUUUAGAAUAUUCAAUCGAAGUUUUGAAUCACUUUGAAUAUUGUUCAGAAUUGAGAAUUCUUAAAAAAAUCUUGAAAGAUUAUAUGAUAACAAGAAGAAUUAAUUUUUAAAGCUUUAACUUACUACUGUGUACUAUUUUUGUUUGGAUGAUUGAUUAGUCAAUAUUAAUGAUCAGUGUUAGCGUGAACAUUGAUAACACUAUCCUAAAAUUCUAAAGAUUUUUUUUUUUAAGUUAAAAAUUCUUGAAGUUUUCAAAAACUUGAAAGAGUUUAGAUCUUCUGAGGCUUUUAGCAUUUUCGAAACUUCUGAAUUAAUUCUUUUAAUAUGAUUGAUUUUCCCCAAAAAAUUCGAAAUUUUUAAGAAUCCUUAAUUAAGGUAAUAUUUGAACAGAUUUGAAAUUUUUUGUUUUUAAUUAUUUGAAACUGUUAGGAAAAGAAAGAAGAUGAGAUUCUCACAUAUAUUAUUGGUAAUAAAUCUGUGAAAUAAAAUUUUUUAGGUAUGAACAAUUA
Molecule: messenger RNA, 3172 nt
Organism: Solenopsis invicta (red fire ant)
Lineage: Eukaryota; Metazoa; Arthropoda; Insecta; Hymenoptera; Formicidae
Gene: Hrb87F
Product: heterogeneous nuclear ribonucleoprotein A1, A2/B1 homolog
Exons: 7
Coding region: 127-1371 (414 amino acids)
Molecular function (GO): RNA binding
Source: RefSeq, a predicted model, not a curated record